AGAUAACAGAGUAUAGACUAGUUUAGUUUAUUUUCCAGAGUUUUAGUGAAUACCUAUGGACAAUAUGAUGAGUUGCAUGCUUCUUAGAAGUGGCCGCCUUAUGGGCAUCACGAGUACUGGCGUGGAACUCAGAAGAUCUACGAGGAUCCGGACUGAGCCGGAUCGCUGGACUUAUCCGGCGGACCACAUAAGGAGGCGGAGGAAUAGGAGAACUCCCUACGAAAGACCCCAGCCGCCGAGGACAGAGGUACCAACAAAUCCAACCAGCACAUUGGCUGAACCAAUGGCUGAACCAAUGGUGGCCACGACCGGGCAGACUCCCGACUGUGUCACUACUAAUCGAACCAGCACAUUGGCCACGACUGGGCAGACUGAACCCCAAAUCCAAACGACGCCAAGGAGGCCCAAAUCCUCCGUCAAACCAACUCUAAGAUGGAGGCAGUUGGUUUUCGACGAAUCAGACCGUACUCCUUAUCCGCCGAGGAGGAGUAAGAGAAAUAGGUCUGAUUCGUCGAGGAGGAUGGACGAUGGGUCGGAACAAUCUUUGAUGAAUAUUGCGUUUAUCGCGUCCAGCAGUAAAUGUUGCUACAAGAAAGACUUUCAAGAGAAGAAAAAACAAAAAGAGAAGCACUUUGGCGAAUUCUUCUCGAGUUGGAUCAUUCCAAAAAGUUCCGUUGAAACUAGUGAGGGAUCAAGAAGUACCUUGACCUUAGCAAGAAUAUGCAUCACCUCCUCACCGGAUUCCUUACUGGGCAUUGCCGCCUAUGGUAGCAACUUAUGA
Harmonia axyridis is the source of this 781-nucleotide messenger RNA. RefSeq lists its product as uncharacterized. The transcript has 11 exons. The record is from RefSeq and is a predicted model, not a curated record. The coding region runs from base 56 to 781 and encodes 241 amino acids. Lineage: Eukaryota; Metazoa; Arthropoda; Insecta; Coleoptera; Coccinellidae.